AUGCGUCUCCUCCCCCUCACUCUCGUUCUCGCCAUUCAAUCCGUCUUGGCCGCCCAACCUGCGAAGCGCUUCUACAACACGCACGACUACUAUGUAUUGGAACAUGACCCUCUGGAAGGAGCAUCGCUGGCCGAGAUUGCGAGCGCGUUAGGCGUCGAGGUCGUUGAGCAGGCGGGGGAGCUCGCAAACCACUGGCUUGUACGCGUGGCGAAGGGACUGCAGAAGAGGGAUGCGGACCCGGUUCUACGCUCAUUAGAAGGCCUUCGGCUGGAGGCAAAAUCACCUCAUUCCCCUCGUUCGGAAUCUACGUUACAAAGACGAAGAGUUGCUUCGUCCGUCAAGAACGUCUUUCCCCAGACCCUCCGUCAGCGCGUCAAGCGCGCUCCUCCACCUAUACGACCGCCGAAGGUCGAGACUGCUGAAGAGGUCGCGCACCGUCUCGAGUUCCAAGACCCGGAGUUCGGGAGGCAAUGGCAUCUCGUCAACAACGACUACCCGGAGCAUAUGAUGAACGUCACUGCGCUGUGGGAGGACGGCAUCACUGGCAAGGGCGUCAUCACGGCAUUCGUUGAUGAUGGCCUGGACUAUACUAGCGAUGAUCUCGCAGCAAACUUCUACGCGUACGGCUCGUACGACUACAACGACCACACCGAUCUCCCCACACCUGUCCUCUUCGACGAUCACCAUGGCACUCGCUGCGCAGGACAGGUCGCUGCUGUUAAGAAUGAUGUCUGCGGUGUUGGGAUUGCGUACGACUCGAAGGUCGCGGGUAUUCGAAUACUCUCAGGACCCAUUUCGGACAUAGAUGAGGCUGCUGCCCUCAACUACGACUACCAGAACACUUCCAUCUACUCCUGCUCUUGGGGCCCUCCCGACGAUGGUAGGUCAAUGGAGGGACCUGGCUAUCUCAUCCGCAAGGCUAUGGUCAACGGCAUCCAGCAAGGACGCGGCGGCAAAGGCUCUCUAUACGUCUUCGCUAGUGGAAACGGCGGUCGCAGUGGUGACCAGUGCAACUUUGACGGCUAUACCAAUAGUAUAUUUUCUGUGACAGUCGCCGCGAUUGACUUCAAGGGGUAUCAUCCGGAUUACUCGGAGUCGUGUGCCGCGAAUAUGGUCGUUGCGUAUACUUCCGGUGGUGGCAACUACAUCACUACCACUGAUAGGGGGAAGAACAAAUGUUCUCACUCACACGGCGGUACUUCUGCUGCGGCACCUAACGCUGCGGGGAUCUUCGCACUUGCGCUGCAAGCCCGCCCUGAUCUUGGGUGGCGCGAUGUCCAGCAUCUCUGCGUCCGUACAGCUCUGCAGGUGAAUCCGGAUGAUCCUGACUGGGAGCAGACGGCGGCAGGCCGGCCUUACAGUUACAAGUAUGGCUAUGGGAGUCUGAGCGGCGUCGACUUCGUCAAGGCUGCGCAGACAUGGAAGCUGGUCAACCCGCAGACAUGGAUCGAUCUUCCCGCGGUGCAGAUCAACAACGGUACGAUGGACGCGAACUGGACCACAACUGGGGGAAGUCCCAUCCCUGAGGACGGCGUCGAAAGCAAGAUCACCGUUACGAAGGAGCUGCUCGAGGAUCACAACUUCGCUGGGCUGGAGCAUGUUACCGUCAAAGUGUGGAUCACACAUACGCGUCGCGGAGAUGUAGAGGUCGAGCUCGUGAGCCCGAAUGGAGUCAGAAGCGUCCUUGCGGCGCGCCGUUACGGUGAUAACGCGAACACCGGGUAUCCAGGCUGGACGUUCAUGACCGUCAAGCACUGGGAUGAGGACCCCGUCGGAGAAUGGACCAUUCGCGUUUCUGAUCAGCGCAAAGAGGAUCAGUCUGGUGUAUUCUUGGGUUGGUCUAUGUCCAUCUGGGGAUCCGUAGCGGAUCCAGAAAAGGAGCACAAGCCUUACGUUGUUCCUCUUGAGGACGAUGUCCUCCCGCCACUGCCUUCCAACACCACCGACGAUGGUUCAUCAUCCUCCAUUGUUCCUUCCUCUACCAGCACGAAGACGAUCCCCCGUCCCACCGAACAUCUCCCUGGUGACCAUGGCGAGUCCGAUGGUGAGAACCACAAGCCCGCGUUCUCUACGACCGGUACAGCCGCGAGUCCGACCAAACCCCCAGAGGAUGUCGCGGAGUCCGCGACAGCCUCUCCGUCCAUCACCUCGACGCCCGACGAGGGCUGGUUCUCCGACCUCGGAAGUUUGGCUUCGAACCAAGUGUGGUUCUUCCUGGCCAUCGGAGCAGUCGUCAUUUUCGGCGUCGGCGUUGGGCUAUUCUUCUGGCGUCGCUCGGUCGCACGCAAGCGGCGCGCGAACUACUCCAGCCUCCACGACGACGACGUCGCGAUGGGUGCCGUAGGUCGGAACAGCAGUGGAGCGCGCGCACCGAGACAGACGAAAGAGUUGUACGACGCGUUUGGGGAGGUGUCUGACGAUGAGGAUGCAGACGAAGAGACUGCGCUGCGACCGCACAUCGCCUCUCCUGGUCUGCAUACAGGCCUGCACUCAGGCUUCCUAGACGAUGAUGACCCUCCUACGGCAGGGAGCGACCCCAAAGAGACACGCUACCGAGAUGAGCCUGAGUCGCCAGUAGACGACGAGAAGGAGCGCUCAGGAGCGACGAGUCCAGGAAGUGGCAGUGGCAGCGGGAGUAGUUGGGAGCAUGCCUCGGAGACGCGAUAG
Dichomitus squalens LYAD-421 SS1 is the source of this 2667-nucleotide messenger RNA. RefSeq lists its product as uncharacterized. Bases 1 to 2667 code for a protein of 888 amino acids. Lineage: Eukaryota; Fungi; Basidiomycota; Agaricomycetes; Polyporales; Polyporaceae. The transcript has 5 exons. Gene Ontology annotation, molecular function: serine-type endopeptidase activity. Gene Ontology annotation, cellular component: trans-Golgi network; Golgi membrane. Gene Ontology annotation, biological process: protein processing. The record is from RefSeq and is a predicted model, not a curated record.